ACAGCUGUUUUAAUUGUUUUGUUUACAUUUUAAUGGAACGCAGUUAGCGUUUCAGCACAUUUCAGUGCAUUUGACAAACAAUUGGUUCUCGAUUAUUUCUCCACUUUGAGUCCAAGGUUGUCAGAGAACUGGCUAUAAACAUUUAUUCAACACGCAGCUGUAGCUAAGCAACAACUGCUUUCUCAAAUCGUUAUUUAAAUAUCACAUAAUGGGAAUACAGAGCAAACUGCUGGAUCCGUUGUGCGUCACCUGCCAAGAGUUCCAGCAUCCCUGGACGGAUAAGUGCGUCAAUGCCACUGCAGGCAUCCUCUUAUCGGCUACGCCCUACUGCUUACGUGUUUACACAAUUGUAUAUGCCUUUUCGCUACUUAUGCGCCACCGUGUGCCAACUUUGGUGGAUUUAAAGCGCACUCUGCUGGGUAUUAUCCAAUCAACCGCCUUUCUGGUCACCAAUGCGUACACCUUUGUCCUCUUCAAUUGCCUGCUGCGCAAUCUGCUGGGCCGCUACUAUUUCAGCACUGUAGCUUUUGUGCCCUCGUUUCUGUCGUCACUGACAGCUAUUCUGGUCGAGCGCCCGGCCCGUCGUCCACUGCUGACGCUGUACGUGGCGAAUGUGGCCACCGAAGCACUCUGGAAGAUGGCAGAGGCUCGUAACUGGGUGCGCUCCGUACCACAUGGCCAGACAUUCAUCUUCGCUUGCAGCAUGUCUAUACUUCUGUAUCUGUAUCGUUUGAACGCCAACGACGAUUCCAUCUUUAAUAUUUUACGCAUCUUUGUGGGAAAAGAGGAAGCCGGACCGGUGGUAAAACCCGAGCCUUUGGUGCCAGGCGAGCAGCCAGCGCCUUCUCAACGACGCCCCAGCGUCAGCUUUGCCACCACCGCUGAUUGGGUGCGCGUCUACAGCAAUCUGGUAUAUGCUAAGCAUGAAAGCUGUGUCCAUAAACAAAGCUGCUCCAGCUAUGCCAUAUUAGGUGGUAUUCGUCCCUUUGUAGGCGGAGUGACUCUACAAGUGGCAUUAAAGCUGGUGAUGAAUGUAAAAAACAUAUUCCGAGGUGGCAUGCCGUGGCGUAAGCAAAUCUUCAAUCGAAGCACCUUACGGCUUGGCGCCUUUAUGGGCACCUUCUCGUUUCUAUACAAGUCCAUCUCCUGCCUUUUGCGCCACUGCUACAAUCGGGAUGAAGCACUGUUUGCCGUACCCGCUGGCUUAGUGGCCUCACUGGCAUUCACACAGUACCCAGAUAAUACAGUCGCCUUGUACGUCAUGUGGAAGGCUAUCCAAAUUCUCAGCAGCAUGGGCCAAGACCGAGGCAUUCUUCCACGCAUUCCCAAUUUUAUGCUCUAUACUUACGCAUUCUUCACAGCUGUGCUCUUCCAUGCGGGCAUUAUGGAAGCACAAUCACUGCGACCCAAUUACUACAAAUUUUUGCAGGCCAUAUCAGGCGAAAGGCUCAACAAAUUUAAUUUGAGUGCUUUUGAUAUCUUUGGCUUGAAUACUCAGCGGCAAACAAAUGAAAUGCUGAAGAGCCUGAAAAUUGUAGACAAGAAGACACUGCCAGCAUUUGCAUUCGCCUCCUGAGUGAAGUCACGUUUCAAGUAGAACUAAGUCGUGGCGACCCAACGUUUACUACAAGAAGUCUCAGCACUUUAAGUGCCCGCUCUCAACGUUCGAUAAGUCUCUCCAAAUGAUAUUUUAAUAUUUUAUAUGAAUAUGUAUAUGUUAGUAAGUAAGUCGGCUGAUUACACUAUAUACCGCUCUUUAUGGGCGUGCUGGUAUAUAGUGUCAAUAGGCCUGGUGGUCACACAAACUAUGUGUAGUUAGUACGGGGUGUAUUGACAAAUAAUUAACUAAUUUUUUCUGUUGCUAGCAGCUCUUAAUAAAG
This is a messenger RNA of Drosophila hydei, 1880 nucleotides long. Its product is annotated as transmembrane protein 135. The coding region runs from base 209 to 1576 and encodes 455 amino acids. The transcript is spliced from 5 exons. NCBI's taxonomy places the organism in Eukaryota, Metazoa, Arthropoda, Insecta, Diptera, Drosophilidae. The record is from RefSeq and is a predicted model, not a curated record.